Morus notabilis is the source of this 933-nucleotide messenger RNA. RefSeq lists its product as uncharacterized. Gene Ontology annotation, biological process: DNA integration. The transcript has 2 exons. The record is from RefSeq and is a predicted model, not a curated record. NCBI's taxonomy places the organism in Eukaryota, Viridiplantae, Streptophyta, Magnoliopsida, Rosales, Moraceae. Bases 1 to 933 code for a protein of 310 amino acids. Gene Ontology annotation, molecular function: nucleic acid binding.
AUGAAGUACCACGCAGCAAGAUACACGAUGCACGAUAACCUCCUCUACCGCAGAGGGUAUUCGACGCCCUUGCUCAGGUGCCUCGGCGCAGAGGAGGCAAAGAGGGUGCUAUCGGAGGUGCACGAUGGGGUUUAUGGGAAUCAUGCGGGACAGUCCCUGGCCUACAAAAUAUUACGGCAAGGGUAUUACUGGCCCAGUCUUAAAAAAGAUGCGGCCGAGUACGCAAAAGGGUGUGAAAGCUGCCAGAAGUUCGGUGUCCCGUACUCUCCCGUGUCUGACAACGGAAAGCAGUUCAACAACGACAACACCAGCCAGUUUUGCGAGCUGCUAGGGAUCCACAAGAAUUUUUCCUCUGUCGUGUACCCUCAGUCUAACGGGCAAGUCGAGGCUGUCAAUAAGAUAAUCAAAGUCACACUCAAACGACGCCUCGACGCCUACAAAGGGAAGUGGGCCGACGAGUUGCCAAAGGCGCUGUGGGCCUACCGAACAACUAGUAGAACCACCACGGGGGAAACCCCAUUCUCAAUGGCCUAUGGGUUCGAAGCAGUCCUGCCAGUAGAGGUGUCCAUUCCGACCGACCGAGUAACCCGGUACGAGGAGGAUAGGAACGCCAAACUGAUGAGCUUAGAGCUCGACCUCUUAGAAGAACGACGCACAAACGCGCAGUUAAGGCUCGCCGCAUACCAUGCAAGGACGGCCAGGUAUUAUAACAAGAAGGUCAAGCCGAAGCGCUUCGGGGUCGGGGACCUAGUUUUGCGGGUGGUAACCCCCAACACGAAACCCAAGAACUCCGGAGCCUUGGGUCUGACCUGGGAAGGGCCCUACAGGAUAAAAGAGGUUAUCGCAAAUGGGUCAUAUCGACUUGCAGAGCUCGACGGUCGAGGCAUCAAGCAUACAUGGAAUGCAGACCAGUUGAAGGUCUACUAUCAGUGA